AAAAAAGGAGUGUUUUUUCUGUUGAUUUAUUUCAUAUGGGAAUUUUAGUAUUAGUAAAUACUUCAACUUUAAAAGAGCCUGACAAAAACAAAAAGUGGGCAAAACCAUUGGAUUCAGUGACCCUUUUGUUGCUUAUACUGCUCUUUUGUUUUUACUUGUGUUUCCUGUUCUUGAUAUUGUUUGGAUUUUUUUCAAGAUUUCAUCUGAUUUUUAGCUUUUGGGGUUUCAUCAAAAGUGAAGUUUGAGCUCUAUAUUUGUUGAAAGAUUGUUCUUUUUUUGUCUGAUUUGAGUUCUUGAUAUGCUUUUUAGUUCUGUAAGUUCACUGAAAAAAUUGUUUCUUUCUGGACUUGUGAUUUGGUAGAGAGCUCCAAGACUUAAUAGUAUAAAGGGUUCUUUAAAUUUGCUUCAAAUUUUGUUGGGCCAGGGGUUUUUAUAGAUUCUUAGCUAGAAAUGUGGGAAAGGUGAUAAUUUUUGGUAUCUUAGUAUAUCCCUUUGUACUUGAAUUUGCUGCACUCGAGCUGAGGAUCUUUCAUCUCUCAGAAACAACUACCUCCACGAGAUAGUGAUAAGGUCUGCCUACACUCUAUUCUCCCCAGACCCCACUUGUGGAAUUUCGCGGUUCUUGAAAGUGGAAAAAGUUGUUAUUUUUGGUCUAAUAUACAAGAAAUCCAUUAGGAUUUUGGGGGUUGAAUUCUUUAUGAUCAUGGAGAAACAGGUUAGUUUCCAGGGUGCAACAAUGGAAAAACAGCAAAGUUUUCGAAACGGGGCAAUGGAGAAACAGAAGAGCUUUAGGGGAAUAAUGGAAAAACAGAAAAGUUUUAGGAUAGCAAUGGAGAGGCAAAUGAGUUUUGGUGGUGAGAGGAAAAGGGGUAAGGAUUCACCGGGGAAACGAGGGGAUUCCCCGUUGCAUCUUGCAGCUAGAGCUGGAAAUUUAGGAAAGGUGAAAGAAAUUGUUCAGAAGUUUGAUGAAAAAGGCAUAAAAGACUUGUUAUGUCAGCAAAACCAAGAGGGUGAGACUGCUUUAUAUGUUGCUGCUGAGAAUGGUCAUUGUUUGGUUGUUGCAGAGUUCUUGAAACAUUUAGACCUUGAAAUUGCUUCUAUUGUGGCAAAUAAUGGUUAUGAUACACUUCAUGUUGCAGCAAGGCAGGGUCAUCUUGAUGUACUACAGGAACUGCUGCAUUCCUUUCCAAACUUAGUCAUGACCACAGAUUCGUCCAAUUCUACGGCAUUACAUACUGCAGCUGCACAGGGACAUAUUCAUGUAGUAAAUAUGCUUCUGGAGAUUGAUUCUAACCUUGCUAAGAUAGCUCGGAACAACGGAAAGACUGUGCUCCAUACAGCAGCAAGAAUGGGACACUUGGAGAUAGUUAGAUCCGUUCUUAGCAAGGAUCCUGAGAUUGGCUUUAGAACAGAUAAAAAAGGCCAGACUGCCUUGCACAUGGCUGCAAAGGGACAAAAUGUUGACAUCGUGCUCGAAUUAAUCAAACCAAAUCCUGCUGUUUUGGCCUUGGAAGAUAACAAAGGAAACACAGCACUUCAUAUUGCAACAAGAAAGGGACGGAUACAGAUGGUACAAUGUCUUAUAUCAAUUGAGGGCAUUGAUCUUAACACCCUUAAUAAGGCUGGAGAAACAGUUCUUGAGAUUGCAGAAAAGUUUGGAACUCCGGAGCUUGUUUCUAUUUUGAAAGAAGCCGGAGCUACCCAUUCCAAAGAUCAUGGGAAGCCACCCGGUCCUGCAAAGCAACUCAAGCAGUCUGUCAGUGACAUAAAACAUGAUGUGCACUCCCAGCUCCAACAGAGUCAGCAGACUGGCUUCAAAGUACGAAAAAUUGCAAUGAAGGUGAAGAAGCUCCACAUUAGUGGUCUUAACAACGCCAUCAACAAUGCAACGGUUGUUGCUGUCCUUAUUGCUACUGUUGCUUUUGCUGCUAUCUUCACUGUACCUGGCCAAUAUGUUGAAAAUGAAACAGAUGGAUUUUCGCUUGGAGAAGCACACAUAGGGAGAAAAGCAGCAUUCAUAAUCUUCUUCUUGUUUGACAGUAUGGCAUUGUUCAUUUCGGUUGCUGUUGUUGUGGUCCAGACGUCUGUUGUCGUGAUUGAACAGAAAGCAAAGAAACGACUCAUGUUUUGGAUAAACAAGCUAAUGUGGGCAGCUUGUCUCUUCAUCUCAGUCGCCUUUAUCUCUCUUAGUUAUGUGGUAGUUGGAGCUAAGGAAAGAUGGCUUGCUGUGUAUGCAACUGUGGUUGGUUGCAUAAUAAUGCUCACUACAUUUGGCUCCAUGUGCUAUUGUGUGGUUCAACAUAGGCUAGAAGAAUCGAGGUUGAGGAACAUUCGAAGAACUGAGACUAAUUCACGUUCUUUCCCAUUGUCUGUGGCAUCAGAUCCAGAGCUAUGCAGUGAGAACUACAAGAGGAUGUAUGCAGUAUAGGUAGAAUAAUCAGGCAGCUGUCUGCCUAUGGCAUCAAACGCAGAGCUCGGUAACUGAAACUACAAGCGAUUAUAUGUAAUUCUCAACCAUGAAGUUCAACAACACUGACAUGGGAUCAGAUUUAGAAUGGUGAAAGUAUGGAAGGGAUCUAUACGGUUCAGGAACAAAUGAGUAGAAAGUUUCAAUAGAUUGACAAUAAUAUCGGAGCGAUAUCAGUCGCUGCAGCAUCUUUCUUGGAAGUUCAAAAUGAAGCAUUAGUGUACAUAGAUUGCAACUUGGUGACAAGAAUGUGGGGAUGGCUGCUAUUUAUUUUUAUGCUUAUAUACCUGAUCAACUUCUAAGUUCAUCAAACAAAAUGGUGUCAUUGUAUAAUUUAUGAUAACUUUUUUUUCCAUCAUCAUGGAAGUUCCAUCUUUUUCAGCUG
Solanum tuberosum (potato) is the source of this 2852-nucleotide messenger RNA. RefSeq names its product ankyrin repeat-containing protein At5g02620-like. The coding region runs from base 698 to 2428 and encodes 576 amino acids. Gene Ontology annotation, cellular component: plasma membrane. The record is from RefSeq and is a predicted model, not a curated record. The transcript has 4 exons. NCBI's taxonomy places the organism in Eukaryota, Viridiplantae, Streptophyta, Magnoliopsida, Solanales, Solanaceae. Gene Ontology annotation, molecular function: protein binding.